Molecule: messenger RNA, 2046 nt
Organism: Kockovaella imperatae
Lineage: Eukaryota; Fungi; Basidiomycota; Tremellomycetes; Tremellales; Cuniculitremaceae
Product: phosphatidic acid phosphatase type 2/haloperoxidase
Exons: 11
Coding region: 265-1809 (514 amino acids)
Cellular component (GO): endoplasmic reticulum membrane
Molecular function (GO): sphingosine-1-phosphate phosphatase activity
Source: RefSeq, a predicted model, not a curated record
CUUCACACCUUGUGCACUCGCAUUCUGGAUACCCUGAAGAGGCCUCGCUGGGUUAUUGUCAGUCUGACGGAACGUAUUGUGCUAGAUCAGCGCUGCAUCGCCAGCUCCGACCCUUCCACGCUCGGACACGUAUCACUUCCAGCGCACGGGAAGCCAAACACCUUGAUCCCCGUGUCAAGGCGUACUGUUGAGCGCUUCUAACUCGAUGGAGACGCUGGGACCGUGAGACUGGAUUCGACUUGGAAUCCUCACAUUUAUCUCGCAAUGGUCGCGACUCGGUCCAAGCUGUCCAUGUCACUGGAGAUUGAGGAUCUACCCCCGGAAGCAGACACGGCAUCCCCCACAGCGGUCUUCCAACAUUCCCCAACGUCUCCAGAACUAAAGGUUGAACGCGAGCCUGGAUGUCAACCCGAUGAAGUGUAUGAACGAUUGCUACCAAAAUGGAGAGGGUGGAUCAGGAGACAUCUGGUCAAGCAGCUGAGGGAGGAGCAAAAAUGGAUGCCGGAUUGGCAGAAGAGAGUCAGGACAGAGAAGAGAGACAAGUAUUUCUACUGGAGUGCAUUGUUUGGGACGCACACGUUCUUCAUGACGGGUCUGCCCAUGCUGUUUUUCUUUGGACAGCCGCGAAUGGGCAGAGACCUCCUUCACGUCGUCGGUCUGGGCAUCUACUUUUCCUCCGUUGCCAAAGAUCUAGUUUGUUCGCCUCGACCAUACAGUCCUCCAGUAAUCCGAAUCAGCAUGAGUACUCAUGCCCAUGAGUACGGGUUCCCCUCGUCACACUCCACGAAUUCCGUCAGUACCGCUCUCUUACUUGGACAGUGGAUCUAUCAAUCCAGAUCAUGGCUCGGAAUGCCGGCAGUGUUGGGCAGCUGGUGUUUUCUGGCGCUGUAUGCCUGCAGUAUCGUUGGCGGACGAGUCUACACAGGCAUGCAUUCAUUAUCCGAUAUUCUCGGAGGUAUCGUCCUUGGAAUAGGCUGUUGGGCAGGAUGGCUCCUGGCAGGGGACCACUACGAGGCGUGGCUCAGCACGGGAUCCUCAUCAGUCCCCAUGUUUCUCAUCCCUCUCUCCCUCUUUCUCAUUCACGUCCACCCUGAACCGGUCGAAGAUUGCCCAUGUUUCGAAGACUCGAUCGCUAUCAUCUCAGUCAUCCUUGGCGUCUCACUUGGAGCCUGGAAAAUGCCCGGGUUGCCAAUCAGAGAUAUCACAACCUAUUCGCCUCUGGAACAGGGCGUUAUAUCAGUGAUGCGGAUCACCGUUGGUAUCGGUCUCAUGUUCGCAUGGCGUAUCGUCAUGAAGUCGAUCCUUCUGACGAUCCUCCCUCCAAUCUUCCGAUUCUUUUCCAACGCGUUCGACUUUACCCUGCCCACCCGGCGGUUCUAUACUGCUGCGACAGACUAUCAUGAAGUCCCAUCGUCCCCCCUCAGACCCAUCCCUUCCUUCGUCAACCUUCAUCGCAGUCCCGCAUUCGACUCGCCAGACAACACGCCUCUAUCCAGUGGUACCGUCUCGCCUAUCACUGGACGACGAGGCUCCAACAAUCUCCAAGUGCCUCUCAACAGCCUGCAUCACCGUGGCAAGAAUGUUAAUGGUGUCAAGCGAUCUGGCAGUGGAGAUUCCGCUUCGAGCGUCGGAAGUCUGACGCCCGACGUUUGGAUCUCGAAGCGGAAACGGAAGAGUCGCUUGGAAAGGGCACACUACGACGCAGAGGUAUUGACGAAAUUUGGAGUCUACUCUGGUAUGGGUCUCUUGGCUGGAACAUUGGUGGAGCUGUUCUUUGCUUUGGUUGAACGAGGUGUCUUUGGGCAGUGAUGCCAUGACCAUUUCGCCUCCGAGCCUUGCGCAUUCAUGGUGACCAUGGUGACGAGGUAUUGACAGAUUCAAUUUUUUCACGUCUGACACUAGUGUGAACGUACUGAAAAAGAUGUGAAAAUAGUUCUUAAUUCGUUUCUGAGCGAAAUGUCGGUACGGCUUGACCCCAAACUCUUCAACGUGACUAUCAAUUUCUUGGAGUCUCAGUCGGUAUGAAGACAUUAUGUACGCAAGACU